Molecule: messenger RNA, 4802 nt
Organism: Spodoptera litura
Lineage: Eukaryota; Metazoa; Arthropoda; Insecta; Lepidoptera; Noctuidae
Product: band 4.1-like protein 5
Biological process (GO): actomyosin structure organization
Cellular component (GO): cytoskeleton
Molecular function (GO): cytoskeletal protein binding
Source: RefSeq, a predicted model, not a curated record
ACGACUGGGUGGCGCUGGCUGGCGUGUUGUUUCAUCAACUAAACUUAGUUUAGUACCUAGUUAUUAUCUGUUAAAAACAUAGUUCGUAGGCGUGCUGUUCACUUGUUGAGUGCAAUAUAUUUGAGAUUCAUCGAGAAAAAUAAAUAAAAUAUCGUAUGUUUUAGUGGGUGCAUUUUCUUGUUGAGUUGUUGAAUACAGAAACAGUUGGAUUCCAUCUCAUCCAGUUAAGGAUGUUGCGCUUUCUGAGCCGAAGGGGGCGUUCGUCAAGCCAAAAUCGCAAUAAACAAACCCAGAAGGCAUCAAGCAACAAAAAUUUAAUACAAUGCAAAGUUCUAUUACUUGAUGACACAGAUUUGUCUAUAAACUUAUCUAAGAAGGCCAGUGCCAAUGACCUUUAUGAACAAGUAUUUUAUUCUCUAGAUUUGAUAGAAAAAGACUACUUUGGAUUGCAAUUCACUGACACCCAUAAUGUUAAACAUUGGUUGGAUCCCACUAAAACUAUUAAAAAACAAGUGAAAAUAGGACCACCUUACACUCUACGACUUAAAGUGAAGUUUUAUUCUUCUGAGCCCAACAACUUGAGAGAAGAACUAACUAGAUAUCAGUUCUUUUUACAAUUGAAAAAAGACAUUCUAGAAAGCAAACUUGAGUGUCCACACUCUACUGCAGUUGAACUAGCAGCACUAGCUUUGCAAUCAGAGCUCGGUGACUUUGAUGAAAAUGUUCACACUCCUGCAACUGUGUCAGAGUUUAGGUUUGUGCCUAACCAAACGGAAGAGAUGGAAAUUGAAAUAUUAGAAGAAUAUAAAAAAUGUAAAGGACUAACGCCAGCACAAGCUGAAGUCAAUUAUUUGAACAAAGCAAAGUGGCUUGAAAUGUAUGGUGUUGACAUGCACAUUGUUUUGGGUAAAGAUGGCUGUGAAUAUCAUUUGGGAUUGACACCUACAGGCAUACUGGUCUUUGAAGGACCUCAAAAAAUUGGUUUAUUUUUCUGGCCCAAGAUAAGCAAGCUUGAUUUUAAGAAAAAGAAACUUACACUUGUUGUGGUGGAAGAUGAUGACCAAGGUCGGGAACAAGAGCAUACAUUCGUGUUCAGGUUGCAUAAUGAAAAAGCAUGUAAACACCUUUGGAAAUGCGCUGUGGAACACCACACCUUCUUCCGCCUGAGAGCACCAGUGAAAGGUCCAUCAGCUCGACAAAACUUCUUCCGAAUGGGCUCUCGAUUCCAAUAUUCCGGAAAAACGGAGUACCAGACUACACAGCAAAACCGCGCCCGACGCACUGUACAAUUUGAAAGACGACCAAGUCAAAGGUUUGCUCGACGACAAAGUCACGUUCUGAGGGAACGAGAAAAACAGAAUGUAGUCAAACCAGAGGCUGCCCCACCUGAACCAGCUAACGAAAUGCCUAGCACAUCGUCUGACACAGCAGUCUUGUUGCCUGAUGUUGAUACAUUAUCUAGAAAGAGCAGUGCUAAAUCUCAGAAGUCAUCUCUUAUUGAUGCUGAGAUUAAACCUGAGAUUGGUGAACCAUCUACCAAGAACCUUCUCAAUGAAGAACCAACUGAAGAAGUGUUGAUGUCGAAAGAUGACGCUAUAAGCAAUAAGGUGCUAUUCAAAAUGGACAAAUCCCUAAAUGAAGAUAAGAAGAACAAUUUAACUCAACUUGUUAUCAACAAGCCAGCCUGCAGUUGUUCGCCUGUUAAUGAAUCAAACCCAUUGAAUGAUCUCCUUAUGAGUUUGGUUAAAGAAAAACUCAAUAAUGAUGAUUCUAAAAAUGAAGCAAAGAGAGAUCAGUUGGAUUCUGCAAAUGACAAGGAAGUACCUAACAAUCAGACAAAAUGCUACCUCUCUUCUACUAAGGCUCUACCACCAGGGCAACUAAAGUGUAAUAAUAUUUUGAAAGCCAGAGAAAAUGAGGUGAAGGUCAUAAAUGAGUCUACUAACAUUAACUUGGCCAUACCAUCUACCCCGUCACCGAAAAUAUUAAAUGAACCUACAAAUCCCAUCAACUCUCAAUAUGUGUCAAUUGUGGUAGUGGAACCUCCUCAUAAUCAAGCAAAAUUAGCGUCACCAAAACCGGUUGAGAAAAAGGAAGAUGUAACUCCCAAGGUGCAACCUAUAUCAUCCCUUUCUCCCUGGCUCGUGUCUUCUGAACCGAGCUCACCGUCCGGGAUCGGAGAGAAGGAAAUCACAAUAAUCCACCGUAAGUCCGUUAUCACUACACAAUUGUAGUUGUAUUGAGUCAAAUAUUAUGACAAUUUUUUUUUAAAAAAUGACAAUAUAGAGUAAUAUUCCAUGUUUUGCUUUUAAAAUAAUGAAAUUAUUAUUUAGUGCCUUAAAAUCGCCUAUUCGUAGAUUUAGUAAUGAAUCAAUGUAGUUAAUCAAAAAAGAACAUUGGUAGCAAUGUAUUAUAGCAGUGAUCUCCAAUAUUUUUCUACAAAGUUUAUUGACGCAGCAUUAGGUAUUAUGCUAAUUUAAGUGCAACUGAUUUUCGGAAAACUAGUUUUGUCGUCAACUAAACUAGUUCGUCCGCCUAUAUUAGAACCGUCCAAAGCACUUAAGAAUAAACAUUCCUUGCUUAGUAUAAAUUUUCGCUUUCAAAGUUUCGAUGGAAACCUAAAGCGAGAUGAUGCCUUUUGUUACCACAAUAUGAUAAAUAAUAAUGGGUCGUCUGGUUUCAUUCCGCUUGGGUGUACUAAGUAGAUAUCGAUACUUUUUAUGUCCUUGUAUUUUUUCAUGCGUACUUCACUGUCGCACUCAGCAAUAUUUCGAAAUGUGUCUUAGCUUAGGUACAUAAUAAUAGAAUCUAUUUUUGUACUUAAAUAUGAAUUUCCUGUACAUUCCUGUAGUUAAGUCUGACACGACACGAAAGUCGAUCUAAAAUGGAGAUGGUUGUUCAAGGUUACAAUACUUACUAUGUGACAAAUACCAAGGUAGGUUUGUCACAUUAGGCAGCUCUCGUAUUGAAAAUAUAUAAUUUAUUCUUACAUAAGAAUAAUAUUAAAUAUAUUACGUUUUUGAUGAUGUUAUUCAAAUAUUCGCUGCAUAAAGCUGUGUAUCAUUGUACCUAUGUACAUUUUUAUACACAUGUGCUUUCUCAGUAUCAGGUUUCGUGUCGCUGGCUAUACAUUUAUAUUAUUUUCAAUAUCAUAUAUCUUUUUAUAGGUAAUGUACUUUGAUCUAUAGCUGUUAAAAACAGAACGGAUAACACUUGUCGGUUUUAAAUAUGCACUCGAUUGUAAUAUUUUACAGGUAGUAUUUAUGAUGCCGUCCUUAUUAACAAUAAUUCUGUAAGUCUGUAACGCCUUUUAGCAUAAGUACGACAUAUCAGUAUUACAAAACGAAUGAAAGGACUUGGAGGAGGUGCCAUAGUCUAAUAAAUUGCCAUUCAAUUAUACUCUCAAAGUCAUAUUGCAUCAAAUUUUUUAUCACCCAUUUAAAAUCAUAGAUUUAUGUUUAGUUUUCCACCAUUUAACGUAUUUUAUGCCUGUAUUUGAAAUAAUUACGGUUAUUCGUAUGGAUUUGACUAGAUUUUAUAACAUGUAACUAAUAUUAUUUUAUCUAAAUGAGCGAUUAUAAAAGUACCAUAAUAUCAAUUCAUAAUAGUACCUAUACAAGUGCCAACAAGUCUUCUAUUGUGCUGUAUAUUUUUUUUUUCGAGAAAUGCUGUUUUAUUCAUGACAUAACAACAUAAUUUAUGGAAUUGAUUUGUUUAAUUUUAAUGUAUUCGUCACCUACAUACAAUAUGAAGUUCAAUCUAGAUACAUUAAUAAUAAGUCCAUAUUUUUAAGGCUUAUGUUACAUUACAAAGUAUAUUUUUCGUUUAUCAAAGUACUUACGUUGAUUAAGGAGAGGGCUUGGUACCAGUUUUUUUUACAUUUAAAAUACGUCGAUACGAGUAUGCGUUCGACGCUCUGAUUGGCCGGCUCCAGUGAAUCAUCCAAUCACAGCACCGAACGCCUCAUUUGGAUUACUUUGAACUUAAAACAAACUCGUACUAAGCCCACAGUACAGUUUACGGUGAUCGUUAUUAAAAAAACUUUCAUAAUACAAAUAACGUGCCAAUUAACGGAUAUAACAAGGUGCUUGGGAACAAUUUAUAAUUACCGGUUAAUAUGUAUGUAUAGAAUCUCUGCGAAUAAUAAUAAUGACUCGGUUACAUCUCCAAUUAUUUGUACAAAGCAGUCACAACACUAUGACCAACGAUAUAUUUUUAAUAUGAGUAUUAUAAUAAUUUUAUCUCUCAGUAAUAAAAAAAUACAUGAAUUUUAUUGUUUAUUGAAAGUGUCUAUUACUUAUAUUGUGACACAUGUUAUUUUAUCAACAUUAUGAAAUAAGUCGGACAAUCAUAUCGAAAUGUAUUAAUUCAAUGUAGAUAUUAAGCGCAGUACUUAAAUUGUAACUUAAAGUACUUAAUUAUGCUUCGAUUUUAAAUAAAUUUAAUGUAGGUUUUGUAGCGAGUAACUCGCGAAAUUGGCCUUAAUUCAACGAGUGCUUAAUUGCUAGAAUGUUACAUGUUUAGACAACGGGAACUUCCUAAGUUCCGUCUUUAUUUUAGUUCUAGAACUUAUAAGUUCUUUCGAUGCAUUGAUUAAUUUUAGUGAGAGGAGGCACGCAGAGGCCUUCAUGAGAGACCUAUGUUUUAAUUUAGGUACAUCGCAAUUUUAAUCGUCCUUUGAAUUUUUAAUGACAUUUUAUUAUAUUUUAGCAAUUUUUGUUAAGUUAUAUACUGGUUAUAUUUUAGAUUUAAGACAAAAUUUACGUAUACUUGUAGCUACAUUAUAUUUCUGUUAAUUAUUC